Molecule: messenger RNA, 1471 nt
Organism: Effrenium voratum
Lineage: Eukaryota; Dinophyceae; Suessiales; Symbiodiniaceae
Source: the annotation of a GenBank genome assembly
UGGUUCUCCCCCUUGUUUCUUCCGAGCCGUUCCUGCUGAGCCAUUGGUUUCCUGCGUCGCUGGCUGAUGCCAGUGCUAUGGCUGGCGCUUUUGGCCGGCGCUCACGCUGAGGAGCUUUGCGACGACUCCUCCCUGCUUCAGCUGCCAAAGCCGCCAGGCGGCUUGGCCGCUCGCCGUGCCGGAGCUUUCGGCGUUCCAUGGGCACGGAUCGCUUGGCAGGUUCGCCCCGACAUUCUCCUGGCAGUACCUGGCCUUUUGCUCGCCCUGGUGCUCCUGCUCGCCUUGGAGCGAGCGCGCCCGCGGUUCCGCGCGGCGAGCAGUGCAUUGGUGGCGGCGGGGAGCUUGGUAGCAGCAAAUGGCCUGGUGGCGCAGAACCCGGAGCUGGCAGUGCUGGACCUCUUCUUCGCCCGGUGCUUGGCGCUGGGCUUCCUGGGCCUGGCCUUUCUGAAGCUCCACCCGGAUCGACCCAACGUGGUCCCCGGCUCCGCAGUGGAGGCGGCGCAGAUUCUGGCUGUGAGCUUUUUCUUUAGCGCCGGGACCUUGCUGCAGGUGAUGGCGAUGCACUUCAGCCCGGGCAGCACGGUGCUGCUGGCGGCUUCGGCGCAGUUCUGCGCCUGCGCGGUGCUCAAGGGCCUCCUUCAGGGCCUGGAGUGGGAUGAGACCUGGGCGGCACUGCUGCUUGCGGUGGUGGUGCUGGUGACCUUGACCGGAUGCCAGGGCAGCUGGCAGUGGGGCUGCGGCCUCGGCUUGCUGAGCGCCGUGGCGACCGGCACGGCGUGCUUGGUCCAAAGGCACCUCUCUGGCAAGAUGCACCACCUGGUCUUGCUGACCUACUCCGGCGCCAUGGGGCUCUUGAUGAUCAGCCCAGCGGUGGCCGCGUUCCCGGACGGCAGCACGUUGGCCGCACUGGACGUGGGGCAGCUUCUGCGCGUGGCCGUCUUCGGGCUGCUGCACUUCUCCUUCGCGCUAAACUGUCUGCGCGCGGCAAAUGGCGCGAUGGGGCUGAAGGCUGAGUCUAGUUACGUCUUGGUCUCUCUCUUGAGCCUUGGCUUCCAGUUCCCUGUGGACUUGUUCGUCUUUCGGAUGGAUGUGCUGCUCCCGAUGUCGCCAUACCUGGCAGCGGUGGCCGCCUGCCUGGUCUUCGCCUACCUCACCUCCUACAAGUGCAUCAUCCGCGCGGAGGAGUGCCUGACCCUGGCGAGGAGCCUGCACUUGGAGCCCCAGAACUUCAGCUGAAGCUCUAGCAGCCCAACAAAAAAAUCCGAGCUGAGGUGAGGACUUUUCAACAGGGGUGAGCCAAAUACGGUUUGCCCCCGGUGGAAGAUUUCAACCAUCCAACUGGUUGAAAUUCCAGGUGAUGGUUCUGAGUUGGCAAAAUUGUUGAACUGCCAACUUGCUGGCAGGAUUUUGCGUCAUGUCAUUCAAAGCUUGCAGGGCCUUUUCUGGCCAGCACACUCAGCAGGUCAGUAUG